CCUGUGACAACAUCAGCCCCUCAGCCUUUGUGCGCGACUUCAGCAACACACCUCUGAACUUUUUCAGUUUCAAGCUCCAAAUCUAGCAAGAUGUCUUUCGAAGAAGUCGGCAAGCAGUUCGUCGAGUACUACUACAAGACCUUCGACGAGAACCGCGCUGCUCUUGCCCCGCUCUACCGCGACCACUCCAUGCUUACAUUCGAGGCCUCUGGUAUCCUGGGAACAGCGGCUAUCGUUGAGAAGCUCCAGAACUUGCCCUUCCAGCAGGUUCAGCACCGCACCGACACUCUCGAUGCCCAGCCCUCAGGCCAGAACGGUGUUCUCGUCCUGGUGACCGGCGCACUCCUUGUUGAGGGGUCAGACAGGCCCAUGAGCUUCACCCAGGCUUUCAACCUCCAGCAGGAGAACGGAAGCUACUACGUCCUCAACGAUGUCUUCCGCCUUGUAUACCCUGCCGCAUAAACGCCAAGCCCUGCGGCGUUCGAGACGAUUGACGAUGACAUUUUGAUUUCUGGAGUAUUUUCGCGAGGAACGGCAUGAUACGUAGGGUAGGAAAAGGUGGUGGAACAGUUGCUUGACACUGGCCGUGGACCACAGCGCAUUGGAUUGUGCUGUUUCAACGGCCUGUGCCACGGUUGUCGUCUAGACGCGGGACCACUGACGAUAUGUAGCACCGCUAGACUGGCUGCAAUGCAUGUGCGUUUGGACACAAC
Messenger RNA from Macroventuria anomochaeta, 713 nucleotides. Its product is annotated as NTF2-like protein. Lineage: Eukaryota; Fungi; Ascomycota; Dothideomycetes; Pleosporales; Didymellaceae. The record is from RefSeq and is a predicted model, not a curated record. Gene Ontology annotation, cellular component: nuclear pore central transport channel. Gene Ontology annotation, biological process: protein import into nucleus. The transcript is spliced from 6 exons. The coding region runs from base 91 to 462 and encodes 123 amino acids.